AUGGCAUUCAUCAUCAAUGCUUUUCAAAGAUGUAAAGCUCUGGCUAAAUUUCAAACACCAGUUAACGAUACAUGUUUAGGUGUGCUUCCUUGUUAUCAACAAAUUCGUAAUAAAUGGCCUGACUUUAGAAUGAAAAAAGAUGCACGGAAAAGAAACACUCUUAAAGAAUAUGGUGUAUACAAGCUGCGCUAUAAUGCACUUCGUAAGAACAAUAUCAUUCCUUUAGAAAUUCAAGAAAUUGCUGACAAAGAAAUCUACAAUUGUCCGAGGGACGCUAGUAUAACUAGAAUUGUACAGCGUUGUCAGGUAACUUCACGUCCUCGUGGUAAUGUCAAACGAUGGCGUUUGAGUCGAAUAGUGUUCAGGCAUCUAGCUGAUUAUAACAAAUUAGCAGGUGUUCAAAGGGCAAUGUGGUAA
This is a messenger RNA of Macrosiphum euphorbiae (potato aphid), 417 nucleotides long. Lineage: Eukaryota; Metazoa; Arthropoda; Insecta; Hemiptera; Aphididae. The record is from the annotation of a GenBank genome assembly.